This is a messenger RNA of Danaus chrysippus (African queen), 921 nucleotides long. Lineage: Eukaryota; Metazoa; Arthropoda; Insecta; Lepidoptera; Nymphalidae. The record is from the annotation of a GenBank genome assembly.
AUGAUCAUUCUAAAUACGCUCACGGUACUCAUUCAAAUAGCGUUCAUAGUUUUUAUGACACUGUUGUCUAUGAAUAUAAUAAAAUACUUCACUGGUGUCGGUAAAAUGGUGAUGGUAGCGCCGGCGCUUUUCGUCAACCAUGGUGGAGGUCCGAUGCCUUUGCUUGGCGAAAAAGAUCAUUUAGGACUCACCAAGUUCCUGAGAGACGAAGUUAAGAAACAUGUGAAUCUUAAGGAAAUAAAAGCGAUAGUUUUAGUAACCGCUCAUUGGGAAGAAAGCGAGGUAACGAUAUCUUCAGGCGAUCGCCACGAACUUUAUUUCGACUACUACGGCUUCCCUCCGGAGACUUACAAGUACAAGUAUGACGCCCCCGGCGACCCGGAACUCGCGAAACGAAUUCAGACCGCAUUAAAAAAGGCUGGCGUACAAUCUAAGUUGGAUCCCAAAAGAGGUUGGGACCAUGGAGUUUUCGUGCCAAUGCUUUUAAUAAACCCAGUAGCUGAUAUACCUAUAAUACAAAUAUCUGUACUCUCAAACCAGAAUCCCGAAGAGCAUUACAACAUCGGCCAAGUAUUAAAACAAUUCCGCAAAGAAGGUAUCGCUAUAUUCGGCUCGGGAAUGUCUUAUCACAACAUGAGAGAGUUCUUCUACGGCCGUAAUGCUGGCAGGGUUGUCAAUGAGGAGUUUGAUGAGUUUUUGAAUGAUGCUUGUACAUCGGGGAAUAGUUUGAGAAAGGAGAAAUUGUUAUUGUGGGAGCAACAGCCAGGAGCGAGGGAGGCCCAUCCCCCACGAGCGGCCGAGCAUUUAAUGCCACUCAUAGUUAUUGCCGGUGCCGGAGGUGAGGGACCCGGUGAAAGAAUCUUCAACUGGGAUAUGAGCGGAACAUUUAGACUAAGUGGAUUUAUAUGGAAGAAUGACUGA